AUGUCGGGUAAUGUAGAAAGCUUAACUCAAGAAGAGAUGGAUGUGGUCAUUUAUGACGCAAGGGUUGGUGAUUUGGAAACAUUACAAGAGAUUUUUGCUGAAGUAUCACCUUCGCUAUUAUUAUCGAUAAAAGAUGAUAUUACGCUAGCAACACCGAUCCACAUGGCAGCAGCAAAUGGCCACCUUGAAACAGUACGAUAUCUUUUAUCCAUUAUACCAAAAGAAGACGCUGUGAAGCUUGUGGCAAGCAAGAACGAGACGGGAAAUACUGCGCUCCAUUGGGCGGCAUUCAAUGGUCACCUUGAAGUUGUACAAUUGCUUAUUGAAGAGUACAACGCCGAUGCUUUUGACAAGAACACUGCUGGCCAUGAUGCAAUUUACGAGGCAGAGAAUAAUGGUAAGGUAGAGGUUGAAAAUUGGUUUUUGAAGAAAUAUACUCCUGAGCAAGAGAUCCUGGUGGAGGAAGAAGGAGACACCACCAAGGUCGUUUAUACACCUGGUAAGGAGAGUAAAUUGGCUGAUGACAAUGCUCGUGAAGCAGCAUUCAAGGCUAGCUUGGAUGAGGAAAAGUCGCUAAAGAGUGAUAGUAAUGAUAAAAAGGCUGACAGCAAUAUGGAAAAAGAAGAUUUACUGAAUGAGCAACUGCUAGAACAAGGUAUAAAGGAUGUGUCUAUAGAAAGUAAAUAG
Molecule: messenger RNA, 687 nt
Organism: Lodderomyces elongisporus
Lineage: Eukaryota; Fungi; Ascomycota; Pichiomycetes; Serinales; Debaryomycetaceae
Gene: YAR1
Exons: 1
Coding region: 1-687 (228 amino acids)
Molecular function (GO): protein binding
Source: RefSeq, a predicted model, not a curated record